ACAAAAUGACCGAUAUUAAUCGCACCAAACAGAGCUAUCUGUACAAACACAACGGAAAGAUCGAUCCGCAAUCAGCGCAAACCCCAUCGGUCCAGCACUCUACGGGCUCGAACACAAACGAACAUGGACGUGCGGUCGGCAAUGGCGCUGGCACCGACAUCAGCUCGGGCGGUUCGUUGAAACGCAACAAUAGUCAUCAUCAGCGAUUGAAAAAAUCCAACACAAGCACUCUGGACAGAAGCACUAAUGGGCCUGUGGAGUACGGAGCGGAUCGAACGGCGGGCAGCGGUAGCUUCGGCCAUCAUCAACAGCAACAACAUACCGGAACGACCUGUACGAGAUCCGGCGCCGGUUCCGGUCUAGCCAAGAGCUGGUCGAAAACAUCCAGCAGUAGCACCUCUCAAUCGGCGUCUCAUGGCCCAGCGGAACAAAUGCAGCACACUCUCGAUACAGGCAGCAGUGGUCGACCUCCGGGGACAAAUUUAGCACCCACCACCAAAACGGAAGCCUCGCUCAGUGACGAUUUUAAACGCUUCCACGCGCUCCGCAACAGCUACGGUGGCAAAUCCAAUUUAAAUGUAAAUAACACCGAUCACAUGAUAAAAUCGCAGGUCCUGCUUCACCAGCAGAAGCUGCGCGAGUACUCUCGACAACUUCCAACACAUCAACAGCAGCAACAGAACCGCGACAACGAUAGCUACUCAACCUGCUCUUCGUCCCAGUCGGACUACCAACACCCUCAGCAACCACAACAGCAGCAGCAGCAACAUCAGCAAAAUCAUCGCCACAAGCAUCACACUCACUAUCGUGUGCAUCAGCAUCAACACCAUCAGCAGCAGCAGGCUCAACCCCACAAUGUCCUGCCGACUCAGUCCAUCUAUCCCAUCUCUGCCACGGUAGCCGCAACGGCCACGUUGACGCGCGCCUGUGGUAGCGGUGGUGGAGGUUCGAUAUUGAAAAAUGCCACCAACAGCAGCCAUCAGGAUCCGGCCGGGAGUCGGAACAGCCUCAAACGAGGUCCGGGCGGAUUAAGCACCCUGUCACUGUGUAGCUGCGACGUGGAAACGGAGAUAAUACCGAAUCCAUUAAGGCCAUUAUAUCAGUACAGCCUGGACAGAAAAAAUCCUCGCCAGCACACCUACACGUGUGAGCAGAACGCACAGAUUCUGCUGAGGCUGGAAAAGGACCGCCAGAAGAAGUUCGGCUCCAUGGGAAAGUUGCAUCUGGCCACAUCAACCGGUGACUUGAGCCUAGCGCCCACCACAGCGACGAUGCUACGGCAUUCGAGCAUAACCGGUGCAUCCGUGCCGACGUCAUCCGUUUCAACUGCAGCCGGAAAAGUCACCGGAAACGCGUGCAAAGUAGCGGCCAACGUACUGUCGUUUGACUGUCAGCAUGGAUCGUAUCCGAGGAAUGAUAAUUAUGCCGAGGACGAUUCGUACAGUGAAGACUUGAUACCACCUCCACCGCCUCCACUCAAUCGACGUCCUUCCUACGGUUACGGCUGUGUGGUGCAACCUGUUGCAUCCGGACCGGAACCACCACACGCAGACCAGCAGUCAAUGUACGAACCAACGUCUAAGCCUUCCUCCAAUCCCGCCAACAUCGGAAGCUACGGACGUGAAGUCGACGGCCUGAUCGGAACCAUGAAUCAGCCGGAUCUGUUCAACUUUGCCUGCAACACAAACGGUUCGCUGAGUGGAACGCUAAAGUCAACACUGAAAUCCGCCAAAUCGUCGGCAAACGGCAAAACGACUUCCGGCUCAUUGGGCAUAACCGUCGACGGCAAAUCAAAACUGAACGACCCGCUUCCGGUCAUGAUGGUGGAUCUGAUGAACGGUAACACAACCGCACCGCUUCCGAAUGGGAAUGAUCCGGCCGGUACGACGAAGCCAUAUCCGCCUUACUACUUCGAUGAUAAUUAUCUUCAUCACCACUACUACUACCGGAAUGGUGAGGAUCGGUCCGGAGAGACUGGGUCGGACGUACCGCUGAAGGAAGCGAUGGAUGCAGGGCAGCUUUAUCUCUACCAUCAGCAUUACCACCACCAUCACCCAGAUUCGGUGCCUGGUGGAUACAUUCCUAACUACGAUGCACUGAAUCUCCCCGCCAAGUACAACACGAUCGGAGCAAACGGAGAUUUGCCACUGUCAGGGCACUUUUCGGGGUUGGGCGGCGGAGUAUUCGGGCACCAUGCCAGCUCCUGUAACAUCAAUCAGUACUCUGGGUCGGCAAAAAGCAACCUCAUCGCUUCACACAACCAUCCCUUCUCCAACUCGAUCAGCAACUUCAACUUCAAUCCCUCGCAGUACUUCGGUUCGGGGCUGGAACCUGCUCCCGGUACCACCAUCAUUCCUGGUGGAGUGAUGGGUGGCGUGAUGGGAGGUGGGGAUGGUUUUCCUUCCACCUGCAGCCUUAAUGGAACACCCAAUAAGCAGCAACCACACCCUUGGAAACAUCGCCAAUGUCCGAGUCGUGGCUCGAGUAGCACCGGUUCUGGAUCAUCGAAAUGGGAUCUUCCUUCGAGACAGUGGCUUGCGGUGACCUCCAUAUUGUUGAUUGCCGGAGCAGCCGGAGUGGCCGUCCCGCUCGCCCUAAAGGUUUCGUCCGGUGUGCCCCUCGAGGAACGGCUGCAGGUGGCUACGCAGCUGCUCGACACAGUGCCUUUAAUCGAUGGUCACGACGAUCUACCGUGGAACAUACGGAAAUUCCUACACAAUCAGCUGAACGAUUUUCGGUGA
Anopheles maculipalpis is the source of this 2741-nucleotide messenger RNA. RefSeq lists its product as uncharacterized. Lineage: Eukaryota; Metazoa; Arthropoda; Insecta; Diptera; Culicidae. Bases 6 to 2741 code for a protein of 911 amino acids. Gene Ontology annotation, molecular function: metallodipeptidase activity. The record is from RefSeq and is a predicted model, not a curated record. The transcript is spliced from 5 exons. Gene Ontology annotation, biological process: proteolysis.